CUGCUGGCGCAUGCGACCCAUGGGUCACUUGUGCGGCUGUCGCUGCAGCGGUUGCUGCCGCCGGGGCUGGUAGCGGCCAUAGCGGAGGGGCCUCCGCAGGCUGUACUGCAGGCGCUGGCGCAGCGCAUGGAGACGCCGGAGUGCAUCUGGGAUGCGGAGAUGGCUGCCACCGCUGCUACCCAGGUGACAGUACUGGCAGCCGACCUGCGCGCUCGCCACGCCGCCACCACCGCAUCCGCCGCCGCCUCAGUCCCCUCACCCGCAGCCCCAUCACCAGCGGCUGGCGUGUACGACUGGUCCCUGCCCCCAGGAGCUGCCGUACAGUACGACAAGCUGCGCGGGGAGUUGUUCGUUGGCGGCGCGUAUGUACGGCUGUUCCUGAAGCAGCCGCGCCACCCGCUGAGGCAGCCGGGGCGGUUCGCGGAGGGGCUCAUGGAGCGCUACCUGCCCGAACUGGCCUCCCCCGCCCGCGACCCGGACCUGCUGGUGCUGCUGGCGGCUGCUGCGGUGGCGCUGAUACGGUCUCACCCCAACAUGGCCGAGCACCUGUGCCGUGGAGGCUACCUGGCCAAACUGCUAGCGCAGCUGGCAGCCCUCAUAAGGCCCCUGCUGCCGCCGCCGCUGCCACUGACGUCAGCAGACGCCGCGUUUGCCAGCGCUACUGCAGGCGGUAGCAGCAGCGGCCCCGGGAGCGGUUUCACCUCACCUCGAGGGGGCCUUACCGCCAACGGUGCGACUCAAACUCCUUCUCCUCAGCAGCAACAGCAGGGCGUUCUUCCAGCAGCAGCAGCAGCAGUUCUGUCGGCGGGUGUCAUAGAGGCAUGCGGCAGCGCGCUGAGGCUGCUCCACCAGCUCUGUGAUAGCGUGGCGGCGGCGGAGGCGCUCGCGACCAUGCCGACGUCGACGGCACCGCCGGCCGUACAAGUGCUGUACGGCGCCAUGCGCCUCGGCUCCGCUGCCGCCGCCGCCGGCGGCAGCGGCGGAGGCGAGGGUACGGCAAUGGCGGCGCGGUUAUUGGCUUUGGAGACGUUGAAAAGGGCGUUGUCGCCGGCGAACAGGCACAGAGAUGUGCUUGUACUGCAGGCGCUGCAGUACGGAUUGGUUCCGGAGCUGCUGGCGUUACUGGAGUGGCAGCAGCGGGGAGGUGCAGGCGGCGCAACAACCACAACGACAGGAGCUGCAGCAUCGGGCGGAGGAGCGCGGGCAGCAGGGGAUACCACGCCCGGCGGCGGCGGCGGCGGCGGCGGCGGAGGAGGAGACGUUGCCGUACUUCGCGUGCUGGCGGUUGACGUGCUGCGUGCGCUUCAUCAGCCGCCGGGCCUGCACUCGGGUCCGGUGUGCGCCCUGUUGGACGGCUCGCCCGUGUGGCAGGCGUACUGCCACCAGCGGCAUGACCUGUUCCUGCCUGCGGGGGCGGGGGCGGCGGGGGGCAGUGUGGUGGGGCUGCUGGAGGGGCCGCAGAGCGCCCGGUUCGCACUGCCGCCGCCGGAGGCGCUGGAACAGUAGUGUAGUAGCCGUUGUGCGGGUGAUGGUGGUGGUGGUGGUUCGUGUGGGUCCGGGUUGGCGUUGGUAGUAGUGUAGAUGCGUGGGUUGGAUUGCAAAACCUGAGAAGUGUGUAGAGGUAUCAUCGUUUUAGUCGAGCAUUAGAAGGCAAGACUCUCAUCAGGAGCAAUGAUGCGCAGACAUGCGGUUGGAUGGAUCUAUUUGUAGCCUAUUAAGGUAUAUAGUAGCCUGAAGGGGCCACAUGAUGGUUUCAGAGGCGCACAGGCUGGGGAGUUGGGGGUGGAGGUGAAGAUGAAAAUUAGGGUUGUGGUUCUGCACUGUUGUCACGGGGGCGGAGCGAAGCUGGGGUGGGUGUUGACUGUUGAGUGAAAGGCAGACGAGGAGCAGGAGGUGUACCAGCAUGCUCUGCAUCGGUAUCGCAGGAGGUCGUGUGCUUGCAGCGGCUUUGCAUUUGGUUUUGGAGAUUGGUAGUUGGGGUUUGGGUAGUCGAGUAUGGUUAGGUUGCAACGGUGUUGGGCGCCAGCGGUGAAGCUUGAUACCUGUGCCUGUGCGGACAUUGGCAACGGUGCGUGGUGGCAUCUCACGGUUGACACUGUGGCGGUUGUAAUCCUGACGGAAGUACCUUGCUCCUAGUCACAAGAAGGCCGGGGCCCGCAGUUAGUUUGAAAUUAAUCAGU
This is a messenger RNA of Astrephomene gubernaculifera, 2180 nucleotides long. Lineage: Eukaryota; Viridiplantae; Chlorophyta; Chlorophyceae; Chlamydomonadales; Astrephomenaceae. The record is from the annotation of a GenBank genome assembly.